UUCACAGCGCUACAGAUCAAGUCAUCAAUCGCCAGACGAUUAGUACAUUUACAGCCAUUAACCAAAUUACAUAUGGUUUUAAACAAUUGAAAAUCUGAGAUUACAUUUUUAAUUUAUUGACUACCUAAUUAAUAACAUGCAUAGCUCAAUUAUGCGGACAUCACCGGAAAACCCUUGUGCAGAACUAAAGUAUGCCACUGAAACAACCAAAGAAAAGUUUAACACAGAAAUAACAGAUAUUAAUAGCUCCAAACCGCCUUACAGUUAUGUUGCGCUCAUUGCAAUGGCUAUACAGAUAUAUAUUUUCAAUUUUCAGAACUCACCACUAAAGCGCGCUACACUCAAUGAGAUUUACAGCUACAUCACAUCACAUUUUCCAUAUUUCGAAAAAAAUAAGAAAGGUUGGCAGAAUUCAAUACGACACAAUUUAAGUUUGAAUGAGUGCUUUAUAAAGGUACCGCGCGAGGGUACAGGUGAACGCAAAGGAAACUAUUGGUCGUUAGAUACACAAUAUGAGAAUAUGUUCGAAAAUGGCAAUUAUCGGAGAAGAAGACGCAUGAAGCGACCUUAUCGUUCGGUGGGACAUUUUCCCAAGUUAAUGACUGACACCUGCCCCUCGAAAAUGAUUUUCAAUCACACACCUUGCCAGACAUACUACAGAUACAACACAAAUACUCAAUGGUUACCCACACAGACAAUAGCCGGUUAUGGUCCGUCUACAGUGAGAAAUAGCUAUCCGAAUAAUUCCGCAGCUAGUUUUUCUACACCAUUACUGGGUGCGAACAACUACAACAGCAUUAUCCAGCAAGAAGGAAUCUCUACCGAUGGCGUUAAAAUGAUGGAUCCAUGUCCAUGUCCCAUUUGGAAUACAAUUCCCGAUUUGAUGAUCAAAGAUGAGCAUUCAUCACAAAGCCAUGCCGAUGCGACAUUGAUCAGUUAUCAGAAGCAAUUUGCCUUACAUUGAUAAAUAUUAUAAAAAUAUAAGAAAAUAUAUAUGAUAACACAAUAUUUAAUAAAUGUAAAGCUGUAAAAUUAUGGUAUACUGUAAAGAAUUAAAAAAAAUAUAAUCUAAUAAAAAAUACCAAAAAUGAAGUAAACCAAAUAAUAAUGUAUGAAAAAAUUUAAAUUUUUAGCUAUCAGUUACUAACACUUUGUAACUAAAAGUUAUACGUUGACAAUGAGGCCCUAAAAGAAUUUUUAAAGAAAAUAACAAAAUAAAGAAAUAUUAAAAAAAGAAAAUUGUUUGAAAAUUCUUCAUUGACAAGCAGUUUAUUUCAUAUUAUUGUUUAUACAAUUGGUAUAUGUAUGUAUAAUUUAAUUUGCGUAAAUGCAAAAAAUAUAUCUUAAUAGAUGUAUGUAUGUAUAUAUAUUCAUAAAUAUGUCUAGGAUGUUCGCGCAAUCAAAUAACUGCAUCAACAUACUCAGCUGAUACUUAUACAGCAACAUUGUUGUGGCGAUUAUGAUGCCUUGCUAUAUUGCCGCAGUGAUUCGAGACUCGAACAUCAAUUGCAACAUA
Messenger RNA from Bactrocera neohumeralis, 1516 nucleotides. Its product is annotated as forkhead box protein E4-like. Bases 137 to 964 code for a protein of 275 amino acids. The record is from RefSeq and is a predicted model, not a curated record. The transcript has 8 exons. NCBI's taxonomy places the organism in Eukaryota, Metazoa, Arthropoda, Insecta, Diptera, Tephritidae. Gene Ontology annotation, biological process: cell differentiation; anatomical structure morphogenesis; regulation of transcription by RNA polymerase II. Gene Ontology annotation, molecular function: DNA-binding transcription factor activity, RNA polymerase II-specific; RNA polymerase II cis-regulatory region sequence-specific DNA binding.